This is a messenger RNA of Ailuropoda melanoleuca (giant panda), 2607 nucleotides long. It is a transcript of the gene CDHR4, whose product is annotated as cadherin related family member 4. Gene Ontology annotation, molecular function: calcium ion binding. Gene Ontology annotation, cellular component: plasma membrane. Gene Ontology annotation, biological process: homophilic cell-cell adhesion. Lineage: Eukaryota; Metazoa; Chordata; Mammalia; Carnivora; Ursidae. The transcript has 20 exons. The record is from RefSeq and is a predicted model, not a curated record. The coding region runs from base 132 to 2492 and encodes 786 amino acids.
GGAGCCUGAUGUGGGGCUCAAUCCCACAACGCCGGGAUCACGCCCUGAGCUGAAGGCAGACGCUUAACCGCUUAACCGCUGUGCCACCCAGGCGCCCCACCAAGGAUUCUUUUUGCUAUUGGAAUGUCACCAUGGCCGUGCUCAGGCCCCCCGCGCUUCUGCUUGCUCUGGUUGUCUCUGAACUCCACUGCCUGCCCUGGUUCAUAAAUAUCUCGGAGAGCCAGGGACCUGGCAGCGUCCUUCAGUCCUUCUCCUUCAACUGCACUUCUCACAAGCCCACUCUGGAGCUGGUCCGUGUGAAGCCAUCCACCACCUUCUUCAACCUACCCAGCCUGAGCAGGAGGCAGCAGGUCUACGUGGGCAUGGUGACCUUAAGCAGCUCGGCCCGGCUGGACGCCCUAGCAGUGAACCACUAUGAACUGCAGCUGCGGCUCACAUGUGGUAAACGCGUGACGGAGGGACCACUCUAUGUGGAUGUGCACCGGGACCCUGACUAUAGCCCGUGUGCUGGCCGAUUUGCCAGCCCAGCUGGGGAAAUCAUUCAGGUUCGGGAAACAGUCACACCUGGGGCCCAGCUGUACACUCUGCUGCUCCCAGGCCUGGAACCCCAGCGUGCCCAGAUAAGCAUCAACAGUACCCAGGACCCUCCAUACUUCCCUGGACCUUUCUCCAUCAAUGGGCAAGGUUGGCUGUUAGCACCAUCCCAGGGCCUCAAAGGCCAGGCUAAAAAGGUCUUCCAGCUUCAGAUUUUGGUGACCUUUGGCCAAAAUCGAAGCUGCCAUAGGAUGCUGAAGGUGAAAGUUUUACCUGCUCCCUCCAGUCAGAUCUCCUUCCUGGGGCAGGCCCCGAAUAUCACCGUCCUGGAGGACCUGGCCCCUGGCAGUACGGUGGUUCAGGUUCGAGCCCGGGGCUUCAACGUGCGCUAUGAAAUCGUCUCCCCGGUGCCCUGCCCGCUCUUCUCCAUCGGACGUGAGGACGGCGUGGUCCGCACCACCGCGCCCCUGGAGUUGGCGCAGGCCCGGGGCACGGCGGUCACCAGGCUGCAGGUGAAGGCCUACGAGCGGCUCAGGCCGUGGGCCGGCGUUGACCUCGAUCUCACGGUGAACGUGCGUUCGGUCAACCGCUGGCCCCCGCGCUGCCUCCCAGCGAUGCUGGUGACUGAAAUCCCCGAGACCACGCCGGUGGGCGCGGUGCUGAACACCUUCACUUGCGCUGAUCCGGACUCUCCUGGCUCCGCCCUCGACUACGAGCUGCGGUUUCACAGCCCUCCUGGCCCAGCUAGCCUCUGCCUUCGAGACAGGGCCUUGGAGGUGAACACCACACUGGACUGUGACACUCCUGGGGUCUGCUUUCAACAUGCAGCAUCCAUCCUGGUGCUCGAUGGUGGUCAGCCCCUCAUGACCACUGAGGUGCCAAUAUUGGUGAUGGUGACGCCUGUCAACGAGUUCUCCCCAGCCUGUGUCCCGCACACAUUCCGGAUCCGGGAGGAUGCAGGGCCCUACACCCUGCUGGGCUCUGUGGUGGGCACGGACGAGGAUUACCCGCACAACAGCAUUGAGUACUACGUCUCUGGCGGGCCCACCGCCUUCUCUGUGGACCGUCUCAGCGGUGCGGUGCACCUCCUGGGAUCUUUGGACUAUGAGCUGCAGACGUUGUACGAGCUCACUGUCCUAGUGACUGACCAUGGCCAGGACCAGGCCCCCACCCACCGCCGCUCUGGCUCCUGCACCAUUACCAUUGAGGUUGAGGAUGUGAACGACUAUGCCCCCGAGUGUCAGCCCCCAUUUCAGGAACUCACCGUCUACGCUCCCCUGGGCCGUAGUGUGGAGGUGACCAAGGUGUCAUGCUGGGUUCCUCAGGAGCCACAGCGUCUGGCCUUCUCCUACAGCAUCGUGGGAGGGAAUAGUCAGAGCCGAUUCAGCCUGCGAGGACCCGUCCUGGUGCACGACAACAUCAUGUUGGGGCCCCCCUGGCCAGAGCAGCCCCAUACUUAUGAGCUGUUGAUCCGGGUGGCUGAUGCAGGUCCUUCCAUCCCCCACCUCAGCACCACAGCCACUGUCAUUGUGCAUCUCGUUCCCUGGAGCACCAGCACAGUGGCCACCCGCACCCACAGAGCCACAGUGCCUUCAAUGAUGACGCCCCUGCUUGUGACAGACAUGGAGGCUUUCUGGCAGCCAGAACCAUGGUUUGUGGUGGUGCUGACCGUGACCAGUGCUCUCUUGCUCUUGGCUCUGGGCUGGCUCUUCAGCAGAAUCUUCCAGGGGUUGGCCCAGAUGCUACAGACACCAAACAAACCAGCGCAGGCUCUGCUACUAAACAGUAUCCGGGGAACUGAGGAGUCCAUUGAGGGGUUCAUGGAGGCACCGAGGAUGGAGAUGCCCCAGACACCCAGCAGUGUCAUGAGCCUGCACUUUGAUGGCAGAGCACAGGACUCCCGUACAGGCAGAGAUUACCUAUUCAACACGCUCACAGGAGCCCGGCGCUGGCUCUGAGGCCGAGAAGCUGCUUCACUAUGUAUGGAAUUUCUUCUUCCUAUGAUCACGGGCUGAGUCUUCAAGUUGAUUCAAUAAUAAACAAAAUUACAAAUAGAAGAGUCCCAGCCUUGAA